Molecule: messenger RNA, 5468 nt
Organism: Oncorhynchus nerka (sockeye salmon)
Lineage: Eukaryota; Metazoa; Chordata; Actinopteri; Salmoniformes; Salmonidae
Product: ephrin-B1-like
Exons: 6
Coding region: 912-1943 (343 amino acids)
Biological process (GO): ephrin receptor signaling pathway; axon guidance
Cellular component (GO): plasma membrane
Molecular function (GO): ephrin receptor binding
Source: RefSeq, a predicted model, not a curated record
GCUCCACGCAGUGAACGAGAGACAGAGGAAGAGAGCAGUCCUGGCCCUUGGUAGACUAGACCUCUUCUAACUGUGCGUCCUUCGUCUACUAGCCUACUGCACAAUAAAUAACUCUAGACUCAGGGACAAAGAGGACAUAGCUACUGACCGGUCUACUGCUGCAUGGAGGCAUCUGGGCAGUGCGUGCAGGAAUACAGCUCCAGCUCAAUCGGACCUCUCAAAUGUUCUAGGACGAAUAGAGAAGAGGAGAGGGGGAGCGCAGCGGAUGAAAGGAAAGGAAAUAUUUACUACGUUGACUCACCGCAGUUUCUCCGCUCUGGGGAAGAGAGGAGAAUGAAGGAAUGAGGAGAAGGGACGGUUAAAGUGUGUUAUGUCAGGGGUGCUGCUGAUGGAGUUCUAAAUGAUGGAUACGUGUUGUCAUCUAUUAUAUGAAAUACAGCGACGGGUAGAGAGAGAGAGCUUUGCUGGGUGAUAAUAUUCAUCUGACAAAGACAUCUGCCGUUAGGCUACCCUUCUGACCGCAAUAAUAGCCCAGGCUGCAAAGAGACCUCGGCAUAGGCUACCUGAUCUAACGAGGAACCGAGUCGGUGUGACAUUAGGGACAAAGACGAGAAGAAGGAACUUCCCCGGUUUCUCAGCUACAGGUCAACAACCGAUCACAUCGGCUUUCAUCCCUCCCUGAACCACUCAAAACCGGAAUUAAGAUUCAACGGUUCAACCAAAGACAGGGUCUAAACGAGGAUCUGAAGACAUACUGGACAGAGGGACAUGUAUCUAACAUCGACCUCACAUGCACCCGACUAACAAACACACGAGCCACAGAAGAAAGCGAUAGAUAGCGGCUGCUCCCCUGCCACGCGCACGGCCGGUCAGACUCUCUCCUCCGCUCGCUCUAUCUCCGGGUUGUGAGAAUGACUGGGGUCGCGUGCUUGAAGUGUUACCUCUGGAUCUUUAUCUUCGUAUUUAGGUCGACGUUACCUUCUGACGCCAAAUUACUGGAAACUAUAAUGUGGAGCACUCAGAAUGCCAAGUUCCUGUCAGGUAGAGGGGUGGUCAUCUACCCAGAUAUCGGGGACAAGCUGGACAUUAUCUGCCCCAAGGCUGAGCCAGGACGAGACUAUGAGUUCUAUAAGCUGUACCUGGUCAGGAGAGAGCAGGCGGAGGGGUGCAGCACGGUCAUGGACCCCAACGUACUGGUCAACUGUAACAAGCCAGAGAAGGACAUCAAGUUCACCAUCAAGUUCCAGGAGUUUAGUCCCAACUAUAUGGGCCUGGAGUUUAAGAAGAACAUGAAUUACUACAUCACAUCCACGUCCAAUGGUUCAGUCGAAGGCCUGGAGAACAGAGAGGGAGGAGUCUGUAAGACCAGGGCCAUGAAAGUUGUCAUGAAGGUCGGACAAGACCCCAACACUGUUCUACCAGACCCUGUAUUACCAGAGGAACCAGAGAGAGAGAACGACAACAGUCUGGGAGGAGACUUCAGUCCUAGCCCUGAGGACAACCUGCUGCCUGGGGCAGGAGAGCCAGGCAACACUGACUCUAUAAACCAGGACAACAGGUCAGGAGGCUCCAGCAGCAGUGACGGCAUCCUGGGGUCAAAGGUCGCUGUGUUCUCAGCCAUCGGAGCCGGCUGCAUCAUCUUCCUCCUCCUCAUCCUCUUCCUUAUCAUCCUGCUCAUCAAGAUGAGGAAGAGAUCCCGGAAGCACUCUCACGCUCAGCCCCACCCUUCCGCCCUGUCGCUCAGCACGCUGUCCAAUCAGAACAAGCUGCCUGGCAGCGGGGGCACAGCCGGAACGGAACCCAGUGACAUCAUCAUCCCGCUGAGGACAGAGAAUAACUACUGCCCUCACUACGAGAAAGUGAGCGCUGACUACGGACAUCCUGUUUAUAUCGUACAGGAGAUGCCUCCGCAGAGCCCAGCAAACAUUUAUUAUAAAGUCUGAGAGAGGAGGAGAGAACAUUUAUUACCAGGUCUGAGAGAGGAGGAGAGGAGAGAACAUUUAUUACCAGGUCUGAGAGAGGAGGAGAGGAGAGAACAUUUAUUACAAGGUCUGAGAGAGGAGGAGAGGAGAGAACAUUUAUUACAAGGUCUGAGAGAGGAGGAGAGAACAUUUAUUACCAGGUCUGAGAGAGGAGGAGAGGAGAGAACAUUUAUUACCAGGUCUGAGAGAGGAGGAGAGGAGAGAACAUUUAUUACCAGGUCUGAGAGAGGAGGAGAGGAGAGAACAUUUAUUACCAGGUCUGAGAGAGGAGGAGAGGAGAGAACAUUUAUUACCAGGUCUGAGAGAGGAGGAGAGGAGAGAACAUUUAUUAUCAGGUCUGAGAGAGGAGGAGAGGAGAGAACAUUUAUUACCAGGUCUGAGAGAGGAGGAGAGGAGAGAACAUUUAUUACCAGGUCUGAGAGAGGAGGAGAGGAGAGAACAUUUAUUAUCAGGUCUGAGAGAGGAGGAGAGGAGAGAACAUUUAUUACCAGGUCUGAGAGAGGAGGAGAGGAGAGAACAUUUAUUACCAGGUCUGAGAGAGGAGGAGAGAACAUUUAUUACCAGGUCUGAGAGAGGAGGAGAGGAGAGAACAUUUAUUACCAGGUCUGAGAGAGGAGGAGAGGAGAGAACAUUUAUUACCAGGUCUGAGAGAGGAGGAGAGGAGAGAACAUUUAUUAUCAGGUCUGAGAGAGGAGGAGAGGAGAGAACAUUUAUUACCAGGUCUGAGAGAGGAGGAGAGGAGAGAACAUUUAUUACCAGCGAUUGAACAUCUAGAUACAGUGUGAGUUGCAGAGAGAAGGAUAGGAGCGAUUGAACAUCUACAUACAGUGAGUUGAAGAGAGAAGGAUAGGAGCGAUUGAACAUCUAGAUACAGUGUGAGUUGAAGAGAGAAGGAUAGGAGCGAUUGAACAUUACUCUACCAGUGGACUAACGUAUUAUUUUAACCUGGGGACUUGGCUUUUAACAAGCCCAUGUUGUUCAACCACCUACUGACCUAAGGAGAAGACGCCUGACAGUGGACCAUGGACUGGUCCAGAGAAACUGGACUGACAGAAACUGUCCAAUACAUUUCAUCUUGUUGUUUGGCGCUGUAAGUGUGAUGUUUUACCCUCUGUCCUCCUGUCUUCUAACCUCCUGUCUUCUAACCUCCUGUUCUCUAUUCUCCUGUCCUCUAACAUCCUGUCCUCUAUCCUCCUGUUCUCUAUCCUCCUGUCCUCUAUUCUCCUGUCCUCUAACGUCCUGUCCUCUAUCCUCCUGUUCUCUAUGCUCCUGUCCUCUAUUCUCCUGUCCUCUAACGUCCUGUCCUCUAUCCUCCUGUUCUCCAUCCUCCUGUCCUCUAACGUCCUGUCCUCUAUCCUCCUGUUCUCUAUCCUCCUGUCCUCUAUUCUCCUGUCCUCUAACGUCCUGUCCUCUAUCCUCCUGUCCUCUAUUCUCCUGUCCUCUAACGUCCUGUCCUCUAUCCUCCUGUUCUCUAUCCUCCUGUCCUCUAACGUCCUGUCCUCUAUCCUCCUGUUCUCUAUCCUCCUGUCUUCUAACCUCCUGUCUUCUAUCCUCCUGUCCUCUAUUCUCCUGUCCUCUAACGUCCUGUCCUCUAUCCUCCUGUUCUCUAUCCUCCUGUCCUCUAUUUUCCUGUCCUCUAACGUCCUGUCCUCUAUCCUCCUGUUCUCUAUCCUCCUGUCCUCUAUUCUCCUGUCCUCUAACGUCCUGUCCUCUAUCCUCCUGUUCUCUAUCCUCCUGUCCUCUAACGUCCUGUCCUCUAUCCUCCUGUUCUCUAUCCUCCUGUCCUCUAUUCUCCUGUCCUCUAACGUCCUGUCCUCUAUCCUCCUGUCCUCUAUUCUCCUGUCCUCUAACGUCCUGUCCUCUAUCCUCCUGUUCUCUAUCCUCCUGUCCUCUAACGUCCUGUCCUCUAUCCUCCUGUUCUCUAUCCUCCUGUCUUCUAACCUCCUGUCUUCUAUCCUCCUGUCCUCUACUCUCCUGUCCUCUAACGUCCUGUCCUCUAUCCUCCUGUUCUCUAUCCUCCUGUCCUCUAUUCUCCUGUCCUCUAACGUCCUGUCCUCUAUCCUCCUGUUCUCUAUCCUCCUGUCCUCUAUUCUCCUGUCCUCUAACGUCCUGUCCUCUAUCCUCCUGUUCUCUAUCCUCAUGUUUUCUAUUCUCCUGUCCUCUAACGUCCUGUCCUCUAUCCUCCUGUCCUCUAUCCUCCUGUCCUCUAUUCUCCUGUCCUCUAACGUCCUGUCCUCUAUCCUCCUGUCCUCUAUCCUCCUGAACUGACCACACCGUUCUGAACUGACCACACCGUUCUGAACUGACCACACCGUUCUGAACUGACCACACCUUUCUGAACUGACCACACCGUUCUGAACUGACCACACCGUUCUGAACUGACCACACCGUUCUGAACUGACCACACCGUUCUGAACUGACCACACCGUUCUGAACUGACCACCCCCUUCUGUUGUUGUGUGGUUGUGAUGUUUAGUAUCUUCCACUACACUACUAUCACUACACAGCACAGUUUAAUAGUUACUAGACCAACACACCACACUUCAGUAGUCAACUCAAGCGCCAGUGUGUGUGUCAUUGUAUGUGUGUGUGUGUGUGUCAGUGGAGGCUGGUGGGAGUAGCUAUAGGAGGAUGGUUUCAUUGUAAUGGCUGGAAUGGAAUAGAUGGAACAGAGUCAAACACAUCAAACUUAUGGAAGCCAUGUUUGACUCCGUUUCAUUGAUUCCAUUCCAGCCAUUACAAUGAGCCCAUCCUCCUAUAGCUACUCCCACCAGCCUCCACUGGUGUGUGUGUGUUUGUGUCAGUCAUGCCUCUGCUGGGGAUCCAGAUAGCUCAGGUACCAGACAGUGUGUUCCUCUCUCCCCUCACACCUCUACUGUCUCACCCUCACACCUCUACUGUCUCACCCUCACACCUCUACUGUCUCACCCUCACACCUCUACUGCCUCACCCCCACACCUCUACUGUCUCUCCCCCACACCUCUACUGUCUCUCCCCUCACACCUCUACUGUCUCUCCCUCACACCUCUACUGUCUCUCCCCCACACCUCUACUGUCUCUCCCUCACACCUCUACUGUCUCUCCCCUCACACCUAUACUGUCUCUCCCCUCACACCUCUACUGUCUCUCCCCUCACACCUCUACUGUCUCUCCCCCACACCUCUACUGUCUCUCCCCUCACACCUCUACUGUCUCUUCCUCACACCUCUACUGUCUCUUCCUCACACCUCUACUGUCUCUCCCUCACACCUCUACUGUCUCACCCCCACACCUCUACUGUCUCUUCCUCACACCUCUACUGUCUCACCCUCACACCUCUACUGUCUCUCCCUCACACCUCUACUGUCUCACCCCUCACACCUCUACUGUCUCUUCCUCACACCUCUACUGUCUCUCCCUCACACCUCUACUGUCUCUCCCUCACACCUCUACUGUCUCUCCCCCACACCUCUACUGUCUCUCCCCUCACACCUCUACUGUCUCUCC